CUCACAUUCUUGAUCUCCCUAUUCUUUGGCCAAAAGCCAUUCAAACAACAAAGGCAACUCUUGGUUCCACUUCUCUCUCCCACUAAAGACUACUACAUCUCAUCCAACUUUGUUGUUGUUUUUCCCUCUUUCUUGUAUCUUGUAAUUCCUUUCUUCAAAUCAACAAAGUUAAAGAUGAUCCAAGAGCUAUUUGGUGGGGGUGCUACCGGACUUCUAAAUCGAGACCGAAAUCUUCCCAUUCCUGGAGUCUUUGAACCUUCACCAUCUCCCUCACCCUCUUCUUCCACCACCACUGCCGCCGCUGCCACCGCCACCGACGCCACCAAUGUCCCCAACUCCACCACCUCAGAGCCCCAGAAGUUAAGAUGUCCACGGUGUGAUUCCUCCAACACAAAGUUUUGCUACUACAACAAUUACAACCUCACUCAGCCACGCCAUUUCUGCAAGACUUGUAGGCGUUACUGGACCAAAGGUGGAGCUCUACGUAACGUUCCAAUAGGUGGUGGUUGCCGGAAAAACAAAGGAACCACCAUAGCAGCCGCCGUGGGUAAACCAAUCUCCGCCAAUGGAAAACUGAAAGCAGUUGUGUCAUCUGAGCUUGGAAAGACCAGUUUUAUAAAUGGGUUUGAACAUGAGUUCAAUCCUAACCCUAUUUUAUGGCCUGGUCCACCACAAACAUCUCAUCUUCUUUCAUUACUCCGAGCCACACAAAACCCAAACCCUAAUUUUGCAUCAAACCCAUUAACCCACAUGAAAGAUCAAGGCUUUAUGGUUGGAUCAAACAUGGGUAAUAACAGUUUAGGGUUUGAACCCUUAGGUCAAACUCAAACUCAGACUCAAACAUCAUCAUUAGGGCUAUGCAGUUCUUUGUGGAGAAACAAUCAAGUGAAUCAUUUAGGUCAACAAAACCACCAUGAACAAGGGAUGAUCAUGAACACUGGUCAUGAAGUUCAACAAAAUCAACGGUUGAGAUCAUCUUAUCCAGGUAACUUCUACCAUCAUGAUCAAACUGGACCUUUGAUCUUGGGUAGCAAUGUGGGCAACACUUCUUCUUCAACUUCUACUUCAACUAUCUUGGAUUCUGCUCCGGUUCUUGCAAGUGGUGAGCUAGGGUUCUGGAACCAAACACUUCCGUGGUCCGAUCUAGCCGCGGCGAACGGUGCAUACCCUUAAGUUAAUCAAGAAUCUUUGAUAUUUAUUUUUUGUUUUGUUUAUCCAUAGUUAAGAGGUUAAUUAGCUAGGGUUUGUGGCAAACUUGAAUUUCUGGUGAUUUGGGGUGUGGUAUAUGAAUAUGGUUUGUUAUUUGAUAUCAUGUAUGUGUGCUUAAUUAAGGAGUGUUUUAAGUUAUAUGACA
Molecule: messenger RNA, 1354 nt
Organism: Helianthus annuus (common sunflower)
Lineage: Eukaryota; Viridiplantae; Streptophyta; Magnoliopsida; Asterales; Asteraceae
Product: dof zinc finger protein DOF2.1-like
Exons: 1
Coding region: 175-1173 (332 amino acids)
Biological process (GO): regulation of DNA-templated transcription
Molecular function (GO): DNA binding; DNA-binding transcription factor activity
Source: RefSeq, a predicted model, not a curated record